Molecule: messenger RNA, 1702 nt
Organism: Trachemys scripta elegans
Lineage: Eukaryota; Metazoa; Chordata; Testudines; Emydidae
Gene: DERL2
Product: derlin 2
Exons: 8
Coding region: 52-795 (247 amino acids)
Biological process (GO): endoplasmic reticulum unfolded protein response
Cellular component (GO): Hrd1p ubiquitin ligase ERAD-L complex; endoplasmic reticulum membrane
Molecular function (GO): misfolded protein binding; ubiquitin-specific protease binding
Source: RefSeq, a predicted model, not a curated record
GGGGGAGGGGGAAAUGAGGCGCGCAGGCGGAAGCGGAAGCGGAGCCUUAAAAUGGCGUACCAGACCUUCCGGCAGGAGUACCUGCAGGUGCCGCCCGUUACCCGGGCCUACACCACCGCCUGCGUCCUCACCACUGCCGCCGUGCAAUUAGAACUAAUCACACCAUUUCAACUGUAUUUUAACCCCGAAUUAAUAUUUAAACACUUUCAAGUUUCUAAUAACAUUCAAAUGAAGGUAUGGCGGUUGAUUACAAACUACUUAUUCUUUGGGCCAGUUGGAUUUAAUUUUUUAUUUAAUAUGAUUUUUUUAUAUCGUUACUGCCGAAUGCUUGAGGAGGGGUCUUUCCGAGGUCGGACAGCAGACUUUGUAUUUAUGUUCCUUUUUGGUGGACUUUUAAUGACUCUUUUUGGCUUGUUUGUGAACUUGGUUUUCCUGGGUCAGGCCUUUACAAUAAUGCUCGUGUAUGUGUGGAGCCGCAGGAAUCCCUACGUCCGUAUGAACUUUUUUGGUCUUCUCAUCUUCCAGGCCCCAUUUCUGCCCUGGGUACUCAUGGGCUUUUCAUUGCUAUUGGGGAACUCCAUCAUUGUGGAUCUUUUGGGGAUCGCAGUUGGACACAUAUAUUUUUUCUUAGAGGAUAUCUUUCCUCAUCAGCCUGGUGGUGGACGGCUUCUGAAAACACCAUCUAUUUUGAAAGCAAUGUUUGAUACACCAGAAGAUGAUCCCAAUUACAAUCCGCUGCCCGAAGAGCGACCAGGAGGAUUUGCAUGGGGUGAAGGUCAGCGCCUCGGAGGCUAAUAAAUGGCUGUGCCAAUACCCAGACAUAACUGGAAGGAACUAAACUGAAGUACCAUAUUGGGAAUUCUCUUUCUCCUUGUUGCAGGAAGGACACUUUACAGCUUUAUGGUUCUGAAUACAAGAAGCACUUUAUGAUAUGGCAGUCUAACUAAUCCAAGACAUUUUCAGGAGACUACCAGUGUCUUUCUACACCAGGGGUUUUGUUGUAUUGGUACUGAAAGCAUAAUCUAGUGGAGCCAAAAAAAACCCCAACCCAGCUGGAAACCAUUUCCUGUUAACUUCAGUUAACAAGACCAUACGUACUCUUUUAAAAAUGUUUCUAAGGCAUUUUUUCCAAGUUAUUUGAUACAGGAAACUGUGUAUGGGAAACUUUGAGGGACAAAAUAAAACUUUGGCUUUAACUUUUUUCUCAUUGGAUAAAAAGGAGACGAGUGAGAUCUUUUAAAGUGAUUCCCUCUUCUUGUUGUCUAAGGCUGGUAUGAAGCAAAAUACAAUAAAUUUCCAAGCCUGUUUUCUUUUGAGUCAGACAGGAUUUUAAUUUUGGAUGGUGCCAAUUUUACCUUGCUAAUUCUAUGAAAGUAGACUGCUAUAGUUCUAGUACGAGCCCUAUUAUGAACCUAGCUUGCAGGCUGAGAAUACAUCUUGAUCCAGAUUAUUUUGAACUACAUAUAUGCAAAUAGCCAGGUAUGAAUCUCACUGAGAUGCUUAUACAUGCAGUAGAAAAUGCAAAUAUGCAUGUAUAGUUCUGAAAAAUCUAGCUCUUUUUUUUCCCAAAGUGUUCAGCAAAUUAUUCAGAAUGCUGUGAAAGAUUUUCCCAUAUAAUUUAGACUAGUAGCUCUUAGACUGGGAUACUCAUAGCUCUGAGAUAGUGAGUGAAUAAAAUAAAAUGUCUUGUGACUGCUUGUUA